AUGAAUCGGCAGAAUUAAAAGGCUAUAAGAGCUUCCUUAAAGAAAGCGCUAUUUAAUGACAGGAGAAGAAAUGCAUGUCCCAUUCAAAGUCGCUAAAACUCAUCUCCUUCUAUUCCCAAUAAUUAACCUAGAGCUAUAAAUUAAUAAUUUAGACAUUUUAGCGACGUCUAUGAAUAUGGGGAUGAGUAAAUAGGUGAGGGAGCCCAUGGAAUUGUCAAGAAAUGCUAUAGAAAAGAUCCAAAUACCAAUUAUGGAGCAUCUGACAGAAUUGCAUAUGCUGUCAAAGUGUUCAGAACUGGAGACACAGAAGUAAUCAACACGAUAAGGGAGACAUUUAACCUAAAUCGUGGAUUAAACGAUCUUAAUUGUGUUGUUAAAGCUCUAGAUUUGUUUAUAAAUUCAAAAAAAGAAGAGCAUCAUCUAGUGAUGGAAUACUGUCCAUUUCCUAGUCUAGAAUAAAGAAUAGGAUCCUUAUGUGAAGAAGACAUCUAAUAGAUCACCUUAAAUUUGGCUUAAUCUUUGCUUUCUUUGCACUAAAGAGGAGUUUGUCAUAGAGAUUUAAAACCUGAUAAUAUUCUAAUAGGAGAUUAACUCUCAAUCAAAUUGAUUGACUUUGGAGUCUCAAAAAGAUUUUUAGUGAAAGGAAAAGUAACAAAAAAAAUUGAUAUGUGGACUAGGACUGGUUCAUUAUUUUAUUAAGCACCAGAAAUAUUUAUGGGUGGAGGAUAUGAUGAGAAAAUUGAUAUUUGGUCAGCCGGUAUAAUUCUGUAUCAGCUAUUAUUUGGGUAAUUGCCUUUUCAUUAAGAAACAAUUCUAGAUACAAUCGAAAUGAUUAUUGAUUCGAAAUUGAACUCCACUGCUCUCAGUCAACUAAAUCCCUUAAUUCAGGAUUUAUUGAGAAGACUAUUGGAAAAAGAUCCAAAUAAAAGACUGUCUGCUGAAGGAUUUGUUCUACAUCCUUGGUUACAUACUACUCAAUAAAAAAAAUCAAAUAAAAGUUUUGAUGAUUGCGACAUAGUAUAAACAAGAAAUAAUGAAAACAUAUUACAGACUUCUUAGAUAACCAUUUAAAGAUAGAAUUAUAGAUAUUAAAAUCAAUUAACGGUACCAAUCUAAGAAGAAAGGGAAUAAAGCUCAUUAAAGAAUAGUUGGAAUUAUUGGGAGAACCAUGUUCAUUAUGUCCCUCAAGAUGUAAUAAAAAUGAUAAAUCUUGAUGAUGGCUACAUAAAUUAGGCUGGUACAUCUUAAGAAUUAGUAAAUGAUAAAAAGAUAUCUGAUGAUUUGACUGAUUUUUAAAUUGGAUUAGUAAGAACCAAUUCAGAACAAUUUGAUUAACUAUGA
Paramecium tetraurelia is the source of this 1341-nucleotide messenger RNA. RefSeq lists its product as uncharacterized. Gene Ontology annotation, biological process: peptidyl-serine phosphorylation; autophagy. NCBI's taxonomy places the organism in Eukaryota, Ciliophora, Oligohymenophorea, Peniculida, Parameciidae. The transcript has 4 exons. Gene Ontology annotation, molecular function: ATP binding; protein serine/threonine kinase activity. Gene Ontology annotation, cellular component: cytoplasm. The record is from RefSeq and is a predicted model, not a curated record.